Molecule: messenger RNA, 2609 nt
Organism: Drosophila albomicans
Lineage: Eukaryota; Metazoa; Arthropoda; Insecta; Diptera; Drosophilidae
Product: gamma-aminobutyric acid receptor subunit alpha-6
Exons: 5
Coding region: 204-2189 (661 amino acids)
Biological process (GO): nervous system process; monoatomic ion transmembrane transport; regulation of membrane potential
Cellular component (GO): neuron projection; synapse; membrane
Molecular function (GO): extracellular ligand-gated monoatomic ion channel activity; neurotransmitter receptor activity; GABA-A receptor activity
Source: RefSeq, a predicted model, not a curated record
GCGUGCAACAACGAACGCAACGCAGCUGUGUUUGUGUUUGCCUACUUUAUUUGUUUUGUCAUUUUAUGUUGUUCGAACAUAAUAGUGAUGGAUUGAGUCGGGUUCGGAAAAGAGCAAAGCAUAUAUUUCGAUUAGUAAAUCAAAAAUAUAAUAAUAUACUAUAAAUCUGUUCGAAAUUCCAUUUGAGUUCAGCUAAGCAAAUUAUGAUUUUGUUUCAGCGUCCGUUGGGAAUUUUGGCAUGCUUCUUGAUUUACAUCUGCCUGCCACUCGACCGUCACUGGGUCGAGAGUGUGACCACAGUGAGCAAGACGUCGCCGGAAGUGGAAGUGCCAUCGAAAGCGGAAGCGAAAGUAUUGCAGAUGCCAAAAAUGGGAAAUAUGUCAACGAUGCCGACGAUAACGAGUGAGUUCAAGGCGAGUCGCAUCUACGAAUCCUUUCGCGCUGUACCCAGCACUUCGAUGUCAACUUCGACGUCUACAUCAGCUACUGAUGAGGAGAGGAGCCGUCGCUUCAUGCGACGCUAUGCGAAUGAGACAAGCGCCUUCGGGGCAGUAGGCGCAAGCCGCCUGAUGCGACCUCGCACUGCAUCGGCCGAUAUGCUGAGCAGGAACAUCUCGAGCAUACUCGAGAAUCUGCUGAAGCGCUACGAGCAGUCACAGCUGCCCACCCACGGCCAGGGGCUGCCGACGGUUGUCCGUACGAACAUUCUGAUCCGUAGCAUGGGGCCGGUGUCGGAGCUGGAUAUGGACUAUUCGAUGGACUGCUAUUUUCGGCAGUAUUGGCGCGACAAGCGACUCAGCUUCCAGGGGCCUAUCAAGAGUCUCUCGCUGAGCAUCAAGAUGCUGGACAAGAUCUGGCGACCCGACACCUACUUCUACAAUGGCAAGCACUCGCACAUACACACGAUUACGGUGCCGAACAAGCUGCUGCGCCUCGAUCAGGAUGGGGGCAUUCUCUACUCCAUGCGUUUGACCAUCAAGGCCACCUGUCCCAUGGAGCUGAAGAACUUUCCGAUGGACCGCCAGUCGUGUCCACUUAUCAUUGGCAGCUAUGGCUAUACGAACCAGCAGCUGGUUUACGAGUGGCAGAAUCACGACGAUGCCGUGUCCUUUGUGCCCGGAAUGACACUCAACCAGUUCGACUUAAUCAGCAUGAUGCAUCGCAAUUUCACGUCAACUCGCCGUGAGGGCGAUUUCUCCGUGUUGCACGUCGCCUUCAAUUUGAAGCGCCACACAGGCUACUUUCUCAUCCAGGUUUAUGUGCCUUGCAUUCUGAUUGUGGUACUGUCGUGGGUCUCAUUCUGGAUACAUCGUGAGGCAACCAGCGACCGUGUCGGACUCUGUGUGACAGCAGUGCUCACUCUCUCGACCAUCAGCCUGGACUCACGCACCGAUUUGCCGAAGGUGAAGUAUGCCACAGCUCUGGAUUGGUUUCUGCUGAUGAGCUUUCUCUAUUGCAUUGCCACGCUGCUCGAGUUCGCAGGCGUGCAUUAUUUCACCAAGCUAGGCAGCGGCGAGAUUCCGCGCAUCGAUGACGAGUGGGAAGACAUUGGUGCCUUGGGCUUUGGCGCUUCUAGGGAUGAGCCUGCCGAUGCCGAAGAGGCGACGAGCGACGACAGCGAGCCCCCCAACUCCGACAGCGAUGUCUUUGACUUUGCCGACCACGAUGCUGCCACGAUGAUGCACUGCGACUGCGACUGCGACUGCGAGUUGCCACUGCCCACCGAGCUCAAUGCUCCCGCUAUCGCUGUCGCUGGCAACCGCAACACCUUCAGCUGUCCCAUCUACAAUGUAAGUGAGCUCGCACAUUCACAUCUACAACUUCAGUUCCUCGAAUUCCAAUUGCAGAACCAGCCACAGAGUGGGGCCAACAUCUUUCCAAAGCUGUCGUCCCACGCCUCGACCAUGGAGCGCACCACACAAACCGAGCCGCCGGUGGUCUCGCGCAUGCAUCAGAUGUGGCUCUGCCUGAAGGGAGACGACAAGUUCCGGCGGCAGCGAGAGCGGGACGCGGCAGCCGAGAAGAGCAAUCAGGGUCGCAGUGGCAGAAGCUAUGUGAACAGCAUCUCGCUGAUCGACCGUGUGGCGCGUGUCGCCUUCCCCAUGACCUUUGCCCUCUUCAAUCUGCUCUACUGGCUGGCGUAUGGCAUGUACAAGAAGGAGUUCUCCUGGUCCAUGAUCAAGGCCUGAGUUGUCCCUCGACACAGUUAUGCUUUAUUCAAUCGUCGUAGUCGUUAGCCAACAUGUUACUUGCACCACAUACAAGUUAGUUUCAAUUAAAUGCGAUAAAUCGCUCUUCAAACUUAACUGUUUAUAUUUCUGAAUCGAACAUAACUGUCUUCAAUCCUUUACAAACUUCAAUGUAAGAAAAAAUAGCUUUUGUCCCCGCCUCGACUGACCGAAUUAGACAUUUACGCUGCCGCCAAAUAACGUAAAUAACGGCGUGGAAGCGUUUGACAUCAGCACUGUGAAAAAUAAAUGCUUCAAAUAAUCUAUGAAAAUAAUUGAUAUAGUUUUGGCUCUCAUCUACCUAAGCCUGCUCAUUUUAAUUUGUAAUAAAUACAAAUUAAUAUUUUAAUAUUUUUAUUUCAUUUGAUAAACAAAAUGUUU